UACAAUAGUGAGUGUUCUGUCUGUGUGUCAAACAAACAAAAUAUCAGGCAAGGGAAGUGUGUGUGUGAUAAAAUAACAGUGGGAAUAAAACUACCUAUAUUCAAUAAAGAUUUGUUUGAAGACAUCUGCAUAUGGUACCUUACUUAUUUCCAUGUAGUCCAUAUCUUUGCACAGUUUGCUUUCAGCGAGCGCAUGCAACGGAAGUGCAAUGAAUUCGAUUUGCUAUAAUGGGGCCAAUGACAGGCUGAUACAUGAAGCUGAUCAGCUAAUAUCGCACAUAGAAAGGGGGACAACACUGCACAAGUUCUAUCCUAGGAAGCGACCUGAACGUAGGACUCUGCUGGUGCGGCGGGAGACACAUCAAGUUAUAUGGUACAGGACUGUGGCACCACAAAAGCAGACGUACGAAGGUUCCCUAGAUAUUCGAGAUGUGAAGGAGGUACGCGUAGGGAAGUCUUCUAAAGACUUUGAGCGAUGGCCAGAAGAGACAAAGAGGAUUGAGAGCUCAAAAUGUUUCACUAUAUACUAUGGUACCGAGUUCAAACUGCGCUCCGCGUCAUUUGCAGCUAACACGGACAAAGAAUGUGAGAGUUGGGUGAAAGGUUUGCGGUUCCUAGUGGAAGAAGCAUUAAGUGCUUCCUAUCCAUUGCAAAUUGAGAGGUGGCUGCGCAAAGAAUUCUACACUAUUGAGAAUGCGAAUGAGAAGAUCACACUAAAAGAAGUGAAGGCGUUUUUACCAAAAAUUAAUUGUAAAAUACCAACCAGUAAGCUACGCGAUAUAUUUCAAGAGGUUGACACACACAAACGAGGGGAGAUCGGAUUUGAUGACUUCUCAAUUUUAUAUCACAAGCUAAUAUUCGAUGAAAAUAAUGUCCACGAGAUAUUCGACAAGCAUCACCUGUAUUCGUCCAAUGGCAGCGUGAUCACGCUCAGGGAGUUCCAGAAGUUUCUCCUCAUUGAGCAACAUGACCGGCUCGGCGACGAUGAACUACGGGCUUCUCAGUUCAUCAGGGAUUACUUGAGGGAUCCACAGAGGGACACCGCUGAGCCCUACUUCACUUUGACUGAGUUCAUAGAGAUGUUAUUUUCGAAACAAAAUUCGAUAUGGGACAGCAAACAUGAUAAAGUGACCCAAGACAUGACUAGACCCCUUUCCCACUACUGGAUAUCAUCCUCGCAUAAUACGUAUCUCACCGGUGACCAGUUUUCGAGCGAGUCCUCGCUGGAGGCCUACGUCCGCUGUCUGCGCUCAGGCUGUCGCUGCAUAGAGCUGGACUGCUGGGAUGGGCCCGACGGAACCCCCUUCAUAUACCACGGUCACACCCUCACCACCAAAAUAAGAUUCAUGGAUGUCCUCCGCACCAUCAAAGAACAUGCCUUCAUUACCUCCGAUUACCCUCUCAUCCUGUCCAUCGAAGACAACUGCUCCCUUCCACAGCAAAGAAAAAUGGCCAGCGCCUUCCAAGAUGUCUUCGGUGACUUGCUUCUAGUCCAGCACAGCGAAAAAAAUGAAACAGCAUUACCUUCACCUCAAGAGUUACGUAGAAAGAUUAUAUUAAAACACAAAAAACUACCGGAAGGCGCCGAGGAGAAUUCCUUUGCUGUCCGCCAGGAGGAGGGAAAGGAUUUAGAUCUAAGAAAUUCUAUAAAAAAUGGUAUUCUUUUAUUGGAAGAUCCAGUAGAUAAGGAGUGGAACCCUCACGCGUUCGUGUUGACCGAGAAUAAGUUGUAUUAUACUGAGCAUUAUAGUGCACAGAGGGAGGCCGACGCCGAUAGCGAUAGUGAGAUAGAAGGAGAUAACACGAGCAUACCUCAAGAUGAGUUGCAUUUUGGGGAGUGUUGGUUUCACGGGAAGCUGGCGGGGAAUAGGCAGGAGGCUGAGGACUUGCUUCGGGCGCAUUCGCAUUUGGGUGACGGGACGUUUCUAGUCCGCGAGAGUGUGACGUUUGUGGGAGACUACUGCCUGUCGUUCUGGAGGCAGGGGAAGGUGAACCAUUGCCGGAUAAAGCUGAAGCAGGAGCGAGGCGUGACGAAAUACUUUCUGAUCGACAUGGUGUGCUUUGACAGCCUGUACAGUUUGAUCAUGCAUUACAAACAACACCCGCUGAGGAGUCAGGAAUUCCUCAUUACCCUGAAGGAACCAGUGCCGCAGCCGAACAAGCACGAAGGCAAGGAGUGGUUCCACCCGCACUGCACUCGGGCGCAGGCCGAGGAGCUCCUGAGGAAGGCGAACACCGACGGGGCCUUCCUCGUCAGGCCCAGUGAGAAGGAGCCCGCUUCCUUUGCUAUAAGCUUUAGAACGGAAAGGGAGAUCAAACACUGUCGCAUCAAGCAGGAAGGGCGGCUGUACACUAUAGGCACGGUGAAGUUUGAAAGCCUAGUGGAACUGGUGUCUUAUUACGAGAAACAUCCUCUGUACAAGAAGGUCAAGUUAUGGUACCCUAUCAGCGAAAGCAUCGUGAGGAGUAUUAUAGCCGAGCCGGAUGACAGUUCUGUAUACGGAACUCCGGGGUAUAUGGAUCCAACCUCAUUUACAUCAAAGGUGACAGUAAAGGCACUAUACGACUAUCGUGCGCGUCAAGACGACGAGCUAUCGUUUUGCAAGCACGCCAUCAUCACCAACGUGGACAAACCGGAUCCCGGCUGGUGGCGUGGGGACUACGGCGGCAAGCGGCAUCACUGGUUCCCAGCCAACUACGUGCAGGAGAUCGAGGUUCCGCACAUGCCUAAUAUACAAGGUUUAGAAAGCGAAACAGCAGCUCUGGGCUCUCUCCAGAAGGGUGUCGUGGACGUGCUGGGGGCCGUGGUGGAACUGGUGGUGGGGGAGGCCAACGGCUCCUCGCGGUGGCUCGUGCGCAUCCAGAGCCCCUCCAUGUGCGCACCGUUCGACAUGGCCGCCCCCACCAACGAGGUCGCCAUCGAGUGGCUCUCCGCCAUCAAGGAAGCCGCACAAAGCGCAAGCGCCCGCUCCAUGCAGAACAAGAAAAUGGAACGCACCUGGAGGAUCGCCAAGGAAAUGUCAGACCUCAUCAUCUACUGCCGCUCCGUCGCCUUCAACCAAGACAGACUCCGCAACAAAGGAUUCAUCCACACAGAAAUGUCCUCAUUCCCCGAAACGAAAGCGGAACGCCUAAUGUGCCAACAAGAGAACCAAUUCUUCCUCAAAUAUCACACUAUUCAACUCAGCAGGAUAUAUCCCAAGGGGCAGAGGAUAGAUUCUUCAAAUUAUAAUCCGGUUCCGUUCUGGAAUUCCGGAUCUCAGAUGGUGGCGCUGAAUUAUCAGACUCCGGAUAAGCCUAUGCAGAUUAAUGUGGGGAAGUUUAAAGAGAAUGGCGGUUGCGGGUUUAUUCUGAAGCCGGAUUUUAUGUUUGAGGAGGGUUACAACCCGAGUGACGCGCGGAGUAUAGAAAAGCGGGUAAAAUCAGUGUCAGUGAUGUUGCGGGUGAUUGGUGCGCGGCAUUUGUGCAAGUCUGGCCGCGGCACGGCGAGCCCCUUCGUGGAAGUGGAGAUCGUGGGCGCCGAGUACGACAGCGGAACCAAACUCGUCACCAAGACUGUUGGCGACAACGGCAUCAACCCGAUAUGGAAUGACAUUUGCGAAUUUGAAGUGGCCAAUCCGGACCUGGCCCUCAUUCGCUUCCUGGUGCAAGACGAAGACAUAUUCGGUGAUCCAAACUUCAUCGGCCAAGCCACUUUCCCCUUCAAGUGCCUCCGCACCGGCUACCGCAGUGUCCCCCUCACCAACGCCUUCUCGGAAGAGCUCGAACUAUCAUCGCUUUUAGUUCAUAUAGCUUUGAUACACAAUCAUUAGCGAGGUUUUACCGAUAUAAGUAUAGUCAUGGGUAAACAAAGACAAAUAAAACUGUAGACGCGGGGUAGAUUGCGGCAGGCUGCCUCUAUAAAUGAUGAGGGACAAACGAUAUCAACGCUCUGUCCUGCUUCUCCACGUGUCUCCAUUUUUAAUACCAGUCUCUUGUAUGAACGAAACGGGAAAUAUAACGUUGUCUAUAGUUUCCUCUGUCUAUUGGGGAAAAGAUUCAAUCUUUGAAAUUUUUGACAAUUUCCAUAAGAAAAAAGAUUUGAAAGAAUAAUAUAUUUAGACUGAGCCAUCGAUUUUGUCUUUUUUCAAAAGUAACGAAUAGUGAAAUUUAAAUGCCUUCUUAUAUUUUAAUAGUUAUUAGAUUUUACAAUAUAAAUUCAAAUAACUAUUUUCCGUCGGUACAUAUCUUUUUGGGGCUUUCUCUGUUUUAUAUUCUCAUUAUUAUCCUAGUGAAUUUUUGGUUGACUAUUUUGUGCCUGUAUAUAAAGUAGUAAUCCUUGUGUAGUACAAUUCUGAAUCACCCAAUGGUAAAGUAUACUAUAGUGACAUCGAACGCUAAAGUUUAUUCCUCACCUCUGAAUUGAUGGCAUCUUGGUUGCCUUCUGGGUCUUGAAGCCGCGAAACCCGGGGUCAACGUAAAAAAAACCCUUAAAGUUUUGAAGAUUCGGCCGUGAUUUCACAACCGGUCGCCUGCCUGAUGUCAACCCUCCUAGGAAAUGCUAUUGUUGCCUGUUAGCUACCUAGGCUGUCCCUUAGUCGCCUCGUACGACAUCCACGGGAGGAUAUUGAGUGCUAUUCUAGUGCUAAAAUUUAUUAUUUACUUAAUAUUCUACAACAAGCAAGCAACUGAUCUGAUUUGUUAUAAGCAUGACUUUUUUAGAAAUUAUUCUCAGAGAUAGAAGGCACUCAACUUUUUAAUAUUUCGUAGAAAUAAUAAUAUUUAUUUCUGCUUCCACAAAAAUUUAAGUAUUGUUAAAUAAGUAGAUUUUAUAAUCACAAUUUACAUACGUGAUUUGAUCUAAAUUUAUAAUCGUAAGGACUAAAUUUAAAAUGGAAUAUGUUUUUACAUAAUACGUACCAGAAUACGUAAGUACAUAUAUUUGUUAUAGUGAUUGUUUUAAUUAUUUCAAAUAACUAUUAUGUUUUAGAUUUAUUUCAUAAUGUUUAAAUGUUUGUCUUAUACGAAAAGGGAUAUUGUAGUCGAAGUGCUGUGUAAAAGUCGAUGUGACGAACUUUCAAUACAUGAGUUGAAGUUUAUUUAUUGCGGAAUCAUUACUACGAACACGACAAAGACGUUAUGUAAUUAGUUUGGCCGCAUGUUUUCUUGCUGCACAAUUCGCAAAUAAUAUUAUUUUGCAAAAACUCGACAACAAAACUUUUUCUUUACAUGAAUGAAUUCGAGAAGACCUUUAAAUCAAACUUUGUUAUAAUAAUAUUUAUGUAAUUAACCACGUGAUUAAAAGGCAGUGCUAUUUAGUUUGUAGAAUAUACAUUUUUAUGACAUCUUUGAAACGGGCGUAACGUUAUGUAUUUGAAAAAAUUAAAAAAAUUAAAGUGUACAAAAACGAUUACAUUUUGUCCCUUUUAUAUAUUUAAUUUAGUGUUAAAAUGUGUUGUACAUGAUCUUAUCGGUAUACAUUGCUGGUUUUCCAUUGCGUUGAAUAAAAGUUCUAUACAAAAUACAGUAGAUCACUCGCGUAUAUCUGUCUGAGUUCGUCGAUAAUGUGUAGCCGACAACGUUUAUAUUGAGUGUUGUCUAUUAGUUUUAAAAACGUGCCUUAUUUAAUUAGGUAUUUAAAAAAUACGCAACGCACAAAUUAAUUAGACUGUUCUUAGGUAAUGUGGCGAUGGCCAGAAUGUUUGUUCGAAUUUAAAUUAUUAAAUUUAAAAAUAUAUGUAACAAUGUAGGUAAAUUACAUUAUAUGUAACUCUUUAGUGGUAGUAUAUGUACCUAUAUGGAUUUUAUUAUAUUCAACUAAGCAUUAUAAAGAUAAUGUUCUUGCAUUUAUCUUCAAACAUAGACAUUGUUUUCUCAUUAUUUAUUAUCAUUAUUUACUAUGAAUCUUUUAAUUUACUCUAAUCUUUUACUACUUACUUUUUGUGAUGUGAUCUGAAAAGUAGAUAUAAUAUUUUUAUUCGAAGCUAAAACAACAAUCGCAAUUUUGCUAUGUAUGUUUUUUUAUGCUAUUUUUCUGUUACCUAAAGCUGGAUUAUGGAUAAAGGCGUAAUUUAUUUUGCUGAAAUUUAUCGUACAUCCAAAAUUAUGGUAUAUCAAAAUCUUGCAUGUAAUUAGUAUAUUUAUAUUUAUUCCAUAAACAGUAUGAUCUGAGAAUUGUGAUCACAAAUUAUUCUCGAAUUUAAUUUUAUCUUCGUUUUCGCUCAAAUUUUACAAACACCACGUACGAAAAUAAGGAUGUAAGUCCGAAUUUGCAAUAUAUUUUAUUUUGUGUUGUAAGAAUAUAUAAAGUAAGAAAAAGUUUUUUUAAAUAUAUGUUAUGCUAAUCUAUAUUUGGAUUUUGUCACAUGUGUACUGUAUUUUAGUGAUUGGCAAAAUUAUAUACAUUGUGAAUUACCUACCAAUUUUAUAGUUAAGUAGGAUAAUUAUAUACGCCGGCAAAGUUGCUAUUUUAGCAACCAAAAAAUCAUAGCAAAUUCGUCUCUAUUUUGCCACCGCUAAGUAUAUAUCAUACUAAUUAUCUUCAUAUGAAGUUAACUUGUACGUAUGUAUAUUUUAAAAUAUUUUUUUCGUUCGAAAUAACUAAGGUUAAUCAAAAAAGUAAAAAUUAAAGGUAAAUGUUUAUAAUACAUA
This is a messenger RNA of Plodia interpunctella (Indianmeal moth), 6629 nucleotides long. It is a transcript of the gene sl, whose product is annotated as small wing. Bases 209 to 3811 code for a protein of 1200 amino acids. Gene Ontology annotation, biological process: phospholipid catabolic process; release of sequestered calcium ion into cytosol; phosphatidylinositol-mediated signaling. Gene Ontology annotation, molecular function: phosphatidylinositol-4,5-bisphosphate phospholipase C activity; calcium ion binding; protein binding. The record is from RefSeq and is a predicted model, not a curated record. Lineage: Eukaryota; Metazoa; Arthropoda; Insecta; Lepidoptera; Pyralidae. The transcript has 12 exons.